Messenger RNA from Lobosporangium transversale, 1167 nucleotides. RefSeq names its product nucleophile aminohydrolase. NCBI's taxonomy places the organism in Eukaryota, Fungi, Mortierellomycota, Mortierellomycetes, Mortierellales, Mortierellaceae. Gene Ontology annotation, biological process: ubiquitin-dependent protein catabolic process. Gene Ontology annotation, cellular component: proteasome core complex; proteasome core complex, alpha-subunit complex. The record is from RefSeq and is a predicted model, not a curated record. Bases 290 to 1027 code for a protein of 245 amino acids. The transcript is spliced from 3 exons.
CUGCUUUUUUCAUGACUUUGAAAAUUGGAAUCAGUCAGUGUAUUGCAUGCUCAAACACACACUCUUUUAUCUUUCUUUUCUCUCUUUUUCUUCUCCAUUAACUCCAUUCUUUAUUGUUCAGCAAUAGAUAUUCACGAUAUAUAAUUUUCUUUUAUAUAUAUUUUAUCUUGCACAGGAUACUUUGCUCAGGAACUCCUCUCGCCUCAAUACAUUCACAUUUCAGACAACGAGGAAGGGGCCACAUACAAACAUCACACAGACAACAGCUUCGCAUUCAUACACAUAAAUAAUGGCUGACAGAUACUCAUUCUCUCUCACCACUUUCUCACCCUCAGGAAAGUUGGUUCAGAUUGAAUAUGCACUCAAUGCUGUCAACUCUGGCGUCACUUCCAUUGGUAUCAAAGCUACGAACGGAAUUGUGAUCGCGACAGAGAAAAAGGCCGUGUCGACACUGAUUGACGACUCGUCGUUGGAAAAGGUAGCAAUUAUUUGCUCUAACAUCGGGAUGGUUUACUCCGGUAUGGGCCCUGACUACCGUGUGCUCGUUAACAAGGCAAGGAAGGCUGCUCAGGCCUACAAACGCGUCUACAUGGAGGAACCACCUACUGCUAUCCUCGUCAAGGAGAUUGCUAGCGUCAUGCAGGAAUUUACACAGUCUGGUGGUGUGCGUCCAUUCGGAGUAUCAUUGCUGAUUGCAGGAUUUGAUGAGAGUGGUCCGAUGUUGUAUCAGGUGGAUCCCUCGGGCUCAUACUGGCCCUGGAAGGCAACAGCCAUUGGCAAGAACAUGGUCAAUGCAAAGACAUUCUUAGAGAAGCGAUAUAAUGAGGAUAUUGAGCUCGAAGAUGCAGUCCAUACAGCUAUUUUGACAUUGAAGGAAGGAUUUGAGGGCCAGAUGACGGAGAACACCAUCGAAAUCGGUGUCAUUACAGGCAUUGUUGCUACAAAAGAUGAUGGAUCUGUUGUUUUGCCCGAGUUUAGGAAAUUGUCUCCAAGUGAAGUGAAGGAUUAUUUGGCCAAUAUCGCUUAAAUAGCCAUGAUAAAAGAGAAAAUACAAAUAAAAUCCAAGGACAUCAGCUUUCAAUUAUAUCAACAUCAAAAAGGAGAUUCGAAUCCAAGUAGUUUUGACUUCUCAAGCCAUGGAAAUGUGAUAUGCUCCAACAAAUAAAG